Jatropha curcas is the source of this 1213-nucleotide messenger RNA. The record is from RefSeq and is a predicted model, not a curated record. Lineage: Eukaryota; Viridiplantae; Streptophyta; Magnoliopsida; Malpighiales; Euphorbiaceae.
UUGGAUAUUGCCCUCAGUUUGAUGCUCUCUUGAAUUCUUAACUGUCAGAGAGCAUCUUGAGCUUUAUGCGAAGAAUAAAAGGAGUUGUAUUACAGGGUGGAUAAUGUUGUGAUGGAAAAGUUGGUGGAAUUCGACUUGUUGAAGCAUGCCGAUAAACCAUCAUUUACGCUUAGUGGGGGAAACAAGCGAAAAUUAUCUGUUGCAAUUGCAAUGAUCGGGGAUCCUCCAAUAGUAAUUCUUGAUGAGCCAUCUACAGGUAUGGAUCCUAUUGCCAAACGGUUCAUGUGGGAAGUGAUAUCCUGCUUGUCUACUAGACAAGGGAAGACAGCAAUGAUUCUUACCACCCACAGCAUGAAUGAAGCUCAGGCACUGUGCACCAGAAUUGGAAUAAUGGUUGGAGGCAGAUUAAGAUGCAUUGGAAGUCCCCAGCAUCUGAAAACACGAUUUGGGAAUCACCUUGAGCUAGAGGUUAAACCCACUGAGGUUAGCUCCAUGGCCUUGGAAAACCUUUGCCAAAUUAUUCAAGAGAGGCUUCUCAAUGUUCCUUCACAUCCAAGAAGCUUACUUGAUGACCUUGAAAUUUGCAUCGGGGCUGUUGACUCCAUCACAUCAGAAAAUGCAUCAAUGGCAGAGAUCAGCCUGUCACAAGAAAUGAUAUUAUUGAUUGGACGUUGGCUUGGCAAUGAAGCAAGAGCAAUGACACUUUUACCUUCAACACCUGUUUCUGAUUGGGUUUUUGGUGAACAGUUAACAGAGCAGUUGGUUCGAGAUGGUGGGAUACCAUUGCCAAUAUUUUCUGAGUGGUGGUUAGUUAAAGAAAAGUUUUCGACUAUCGAUUCAUUUGUGCUGUCUUCAUUUCCUGGUGCUACAAUUCAAGGUUGCAAUGGAUUGAGUGUUAAAUAUCAGGUGUGCCUAAGAAGCUGUUGGCAUUUUGGUUAUCGAACACUUCAAAUGUUGACUUUUAGGUGUGCCUAACAGGCUGUUGGCGUUUGCUGUUCUAUAGGCAUUGAUCUUGCAAUAUUAUAUGCUUUCAAUUCAUGCAUAUGUGGGCUCAGUUUCACCUAUAGUUCCUCAACUAUCACUUGUGCACAUCUGUUCCUCGAUUUUAAUUUGUUACUUAUCACUCAGCAAACAUUAUGUUAAGGAUUAGUUGUAAAUAGAACUCUGUUAGGAGUUAGAUUCCUAAUAGGUUUAUAGUAUCUUGUAUGUGUGU